UAAAUACGCAACACCCACACACUCGUAUUUGAAACACAUUCAUAAACAUAGGCAUCGUCUUUGUAUUAGGGUAUUUUAACUAAAACCAAAUAUUCAUCUCAGCAUUGCUACUAAAUAACAAGUUCGGUUGCCAUACUUAUCAGCAUAGCGAAUGUUAAAUUCGAAACGGUUAAUGGUAAAUAAUUUGAGCACUUGCGAGCCACAACUCGAUAAAUCUUUACACACAUAUACUUUAGGUUGAGAUGAUAAGUGUUUUUAUUUUAAUAUUAUGUUGAAACAUUGGGACCGUAAAGUUAUAUAAGUAAAUGUGUUUUACGAAUUAAAUAAUAUCUAUGAGGUGAAACGAGCUUGAGGAUGACUUCUCUCAAGCAUGGAGUGAACCUGAGCCGGCGUGCGUGUAGGCAUUACAUUAACCUCUUGGCUGCUGCUGCUUUCCUGGCUGUUGCGGUAGCGAGUCCUAUUGAGAGCACUACAAAACAGAGUCCGUCCAUAAGAAUCGAUGGGAUCUCCACGUAUCCAGGGCUCGGUUUCGGCCCCAUGGGCCCUGUGGCUCCGCUGCCAGGAGAGCCACCCGGCACUCAGCUACGUCAACAACAGGAAACGACAACGGAAACCACGACCACUGUCAAACCGAAGAAGGAAAGGACAUUGGUCAUAGCAGCCGUGGAAUUUCACAGAGUCGAGACUCCGUUUCUGAUCGGUGUUUGGAUUUUCUUUGCCAGUCUUGCUAAAAUAGGGUUUCACAUGGCACCGAAAUUGUCUAAAAUGUUUCCGGAGUCAUGUUUGCUUAUCUUUGUUGGAGUUUUAAUUGGAGCCCUUCUUUUAAGUACUCACAGUGUCCAUGUACAGCCGCUAACACCUGACACUUUCUUUCUCUACAUGUUGCCGCCAAUUAUAUUAGACGCUGGAUAUUUUAUGCCUAAUAGAUUAUUCUUCGAUCAUCUCGGAACUAUUCUGCUAUUUGCCGUAGUUGGUACCGUAUUCAACACUUUAACAAUAGGUGCGUCUUUGUGGGCUUGUGGCCAAACUGGUAUGUUUGGAUGCACAACGCCAUUAUUGGAUAUGUUGUUAUUUGGAGCACUGAUUUCUGCAGUGGACCCAGUUGCAGUUCUUGCAGUCUUUGAAGAAAUACAUGUUGAUGAAGUUCUUUAUAUUGUUGUAUUUGGGGAAUCCUUACUUAAUGAUGCAGUUACUGUAGUACUGUACCAUAUGUUUGAGGCAUAUACGGAGAUGGGGGCAUCUCGGCUCGUGUAUACUGAUUUCCUUGCUGGAUUUGCAUCUUUCCUAGUAGUAGCAAUUGGUGGUACUUGCAUUGGUGUCAUAUGGGGUUUCGGUACCGGCCUUGUGACUCGCUUUACUAACGAAGUUAGAGUUAUCGAACCCAUUUUUAUAUUUGUUAUGGCAUAUUUAGCAUAUUUAAAUGCUGAGAUGUUUCACAUGAGUGGAAUUUUAGCUAUCACAUUUUGCGGGAUAACAAUGAAGAACUACGUAGAAGGAAAUAUAUCGCACAAAUCACACACAACCAUCAAAUAUACUAUGAAGAUGUUAUCAUCAUCAUCGGAAACAAUUAUAUUCAUGUUCCUUGGCGUGGCGACUGUCAACAACAACCAUGAUUGGAAUACUUGGUUUGUCUUAUUGACCAUCGUUUUUUGCUCAGUCUUUCGCAUAAUAGGUGUUUAUAUAUUUAGUGCAGUGGCUAAUAAGUUCCGCCUGCACAAACUAAAUACGGUUGAAAAAUUCGUUAUGUCAUAUGGAGGUCUUCGAGGCGCGGUCGCAUUUGCAUUAGUGCUAUUAAUAGAUCCAGAAGUAGUAAAACUUCAGCCAAUGUUCGUAACAACUACGAUAGCAGUCAUAUACUUUACAGUAUUCAUUCAAGGAAUAACAAUAAAACCACUUGUGAAGAUAUUAAACGUCAAAACUGCAGAGAAAAGGAAGCCAACGAUGAAUGAACGAAUACACGAGAGGUUCAUGGAUCACUUGAUGGCGGGCAUAGAAGAUAUAUUGGGAAAACAUGGUAACCAUCACAUACGAGAUAAAUUUAAGAGAUUCGACAAUCGAUUUAUUAGACCGUUCUUGCUAAGGAAUUAUCAGGGAGCUGAGCCAAAAAUUCUAGAAACUUAUUCAAAGCUUGCUAUGAGGGACGCCAUUGAAUACAUGCAAAGGAAUGCCUCGACCAUUGGAAACAUUUCCGGUGCUGAGUCAAUGUCAGCUAUCUUUAAGAAUUAUACUAAUGCUAACUUCAAUGGAAGCCCGAGUUUGACUCAAUUGGAUUCAUCAACUUGGAAUAUCGACAUGCAGGAAUUGGAAUAUAAUCCGUCAAAAAAGGAUCUAACAGACGCUAGAAUUCACCAUCUGCUUGCUGAAGAACUAUGCAAACCAUAUCGACGCCACCGUCGUUUGAGUUACAGUCGACAUGCCGUAAACGAUCGUGAUUUGGGCACACAGGUUAACUACAAAACACAUAUGAAUAUACGCAGACUAGUUGGCGAUCGGAAACACCACCAUAAGCGCAGUAAGAGAGGCAAGCAAGAUGGGAAAAAUCAUGUAACUUUCCCCGAAUUCCAGCAAAACGGUUCGGCCAAACAGUUCACGCACGGUAAAAAAAAAUAUUAUAGAUUAGACUACAUUGAUGAAGUAUUGCAAGAGGAUGAGGAGCAACCACGUCGGGAGAAUGAUGAUGGCGGUAUAACUUUCACUGCAAAAUCCCCUGGAUAUGAUGAAGUCAGUCCGACGUCGUCGCAUAAAGAGAAUAGUAGUUCUCUUCUAAAUCAAUUGGCUAACCUGCCUGGCUUCAAUCCUCUGAAAGCGAGAAUCGUAAAACAGUACGCUAAAACACCUGAAGAAAUACUGCCGACAGCUGUUGAGAAAUCCUUACCGUGGAGAAGGGACAGAUCCACGUAUAACUUUGUUCCCAAUGAAGAUAUUCUUGAAGAGGACGAGAGGCGAAUGUCGGAUGAUAAUGACACAUAUAUGACAGUAGCGGAACAAGCCCGCGUCGCCACUCCGACAGCUACAGAGACGAUGUUGCCAUGGAAACGGGAGGAAGCUGAAGGGACAACCGCCCUUAAGCAAUCCGAAUUCCCCUCGUGGGCAUCGAAUAAAGAAUACUUAGCUUAUAGCUCACCCUCUGCUACUUUCCUAGGUGGUAUAGAGAAGCCAAAACACCCGAAAUCUAUCAUAGGUCUUUUCCGAAGAGAGAGUUCUAGUUCAACGCAAGCUGCAGAGCUGCCAAUUGCCUCUGAUUCUGAAGGAAAAGCCGAUUCUGUUAAAGGCGAUAGUUCAUCUAUAAAGGGAGAAUCUUUAUACUCGCAACCAAAGCAAGGACCAAGUUUGUUGUCGAAAAGAAGUACAAGUCUCGGUGGCCCCUCUGUUCUACUUAUGGAAGAUGUAGCUCAUUCUGAUCCUCUUGGUGCGUCGUCGCGACCAGCAAGUAUUAUGCAGGGUCCGCACCGAGGACAAUGUAGACGAGGAUCGAUGUUGGAACUGACUGGAUCUUUGUCGCGUGAUGCGAUAACCGAGGAGAAAUGCAGUAAAUCGUUGCCUGAGAGUGAGCGAAUGGGUGUCCGGCGACUUGCUCUGGGCCAGCAGAGUUUGCCCAGGGAACCCUUCAGUCGCCAACUUACUAUGGCCUCUAAUCUCCUUACGAGCUCGUCGUCUGAUGAAUCGUCAGAUGAGAACACCUGAGUGCGCCGCCGUGGUGACCAAGAUAGGUUGCCACUGCUUAAAUACAGAACACUAGAGUAGGUGUUACUAUUACUAUUGUUACUACUGUGUUCUCGAGGUUUCUUUCAUAUUUUUGUAAGUAAGAGAAUUUUUUGUGAUUAAUCAGAGACCUUUUGGGCUUAAGAAUUCUGACGCACAGUACAUAAAGGAUCUCUGUCUUCAACAUCUACCAACAUAUAUAAAUAACCAUGCAAUGACAAUUAAUGGAAAUGUUCACAAAAAUGAAUUAAAACAACAAUAUAUAUUUUUUUUAAUAUAUCGUUCCGUUUACGUUUGCAUGAAAUUAUCAAAAACUAUUUAUGUAGGUGGCUCAAAUGAGAAUUUAUAUUAGAUCAAACAGUAUUAUUUGUUUUUGUUUUUUUUAUUAUCAAUCAUCCAAAAAAAAUACAUAUUGCUGAUACUUAGUUCAUACUCUUCAGUAUUUUUCUAUGCUAUUUAAUAAAUAUGAAUUUUUCAACUGGUGAUAUUCUCAAAUCAAAUGAUAUAUAGGUAGAUAAUAAUGAUAUUUACUUAGAGAAUAGUAGAUAAAUAAAAAAAAUAGCGCAGUUUUUGAAUUGUUUUUAAAAAUGGCAACAGUUGCCAAUGACAAUACAUAUGGUUAAGUGUGAUGUACAUAUAUAUAAUAAAUAUUAUGUAGUAAGCUACAUAUAAUAAUCGUUAUUCAAUAUCUACUUACAAAGUGACUCUACUUUAAAUAUUGUAACAUGAAUCCAAGCAGCCAUUGUUAAUUUUUAAUCGCACUACCGCAAACAAAACUUACGAUUUUGAUAUACUAUAUAAGACAGUAAAAUUUAUCCUAUUUAAACAAGUUUAUUUAUUACAAAAAGAGCACAAUGGUUGAAACUAAUUAGUGUACACUUGAGUGAAGAAAGGCAAUUACUUAACAUAAAAAAAAAACAUUAAAUAUGUAUACAAUGGGUCCCGUUUAUACGAGAUCUUUCUUUUCAUUCUAAGGUACGGAAUCCUAAAAGUAUGUUAAUAUUACUGUCAUUGGCAAUGUGACGUCACAAUGUUAGACAUCUGUCUCGAGUUAGAAAUUAAACUCUCAUGCUUGUAAGUUUGAUAAUAGCUAGUUAGUUUAAAAGUUAUAUUGUUGCCAUUAGAAAAUUGAAUUGUGUACUAAGAUCAAUUAUAUAUAAGAAACAUUUAUAAAUAAAGUUAAGGCAAUUAGUACAAUAAUAGCGCUAGUAAUUUAAUUUUUUUCUUAAUCUUCAUUCAAUAAGUAGAUAUUCUUUAAGUUUUUUGUCUCAUCGAGAGGCCUAAAAAAAUUUUAUUUUAAAACAUUGUAUCUAAAUAAAAGGCUAUGUAUAAGAUCUAAACAUAAAAUAACAAAAUUUUGACGUCACUUGCGUUUUUCUAAUUCAUUAAAAAAGGUGUUAAAACUACAACUUAAUUAAAAUAUUAAUCACAAAACCUAAGUACACCAAGGCUAGUGACUCAAAAAAAUAUCAUAUAUAUUUUCAUUGAUUUAAUUUAUUAUAUUGAUUUUAAUUUGUUUUACUUAAAUAAUUUUAACAGACAGUAAAUAUUGGGACAUUUUAUAUUUAAACAAAAAAAAGUGUGGCUUUUUCUUUUAAAUAUGAAUAUAAUGACUGGCCCGUUGGCGCAGUUGGCAGUGACCCUGCCUUCUGCUGCUGGUUCGAAUCCCCCAUAGCGUGGGUGUAUUAUGUGUAUAAAUAUGAAUUAUGUAUUUAUUUUAUACGUAUUUGUCAGCUGUUACCUAUAACACAGGUAUUUAACUGAAUACAUAUGUGACAUAGUUGUUUGUAUCGUUUAUAUAAUAUUGAAAUAUUUAGGUUGUAUGCCUGUGUGCUAUGUCAAGAACAGCACGUAGAAAAAUAGAUAUAUUAUUAUUUUACCUAUUGUCAUCACGGGCGUUGUGAUAUUUAUUGUAAAUAGUGUCCUAAUAUUAUGUAUUUAUUCUAUUUAAGAAAGAGUAAGAUAAAAGUAUGUUAAUGCGUAGAUAACAAUUUGAAAUAUAGAUAGAAAUUGGACAAUAGCAGUAGUCUUCAUUUUUUAAAUACAUCCGGUAUUUUAUUUCAUCCGGUUUUCCAAUUUUUAUCGGAUUGAUUUAUUUUGUUUUAAACAUUUUAGUUUGUAGUUUAGUUGUAACACAGUAAGUAAUAGAAUUACAUUUUUUUGGAUAAGGAAGUAGGUACUUAAUGAAAAAAUAGGAUCAAAUAAAUCCAGUAUGUUUUUCGUAUGUUAAUUUUUUAUUUGCCAAUUAUUUAGGAUCUUUUUAAAUUUUGUAUUAUUAUUAAGUUUAUACAAUUUUACUGUUCUUUUUCUCCGUAUCUCCUACUUUUUUUUCUAAUAGUUAUAUUGUAAUAGGCUGUUUUAUUUUAUUUGUACGAAAUUUUGCUAUUUAUAAUAAGACUUCUUUUCGUGUUAAUUUUAACAUUAACAAAUGAUGUACUAAAUUUGUAAAUUUUAUUAAAAAAAAUUGUAAAUAAAAUAAACAAUUGCUUUAAGCAUAUGGGUUUUAAAAUGUAUCUCCGGUCGCUUAAUAUUCCUAUAAACCAUUUGAUAUGGUCCUAUUGAAAAUCUAAACUGGAAUAUUAAGUGAUUUAAAUAAUAAAUAAUUCGUAUAAAAAUCAUUUAAUACAAAUAAUUUUUAACAAAUUUAAAUAAUACCUACUUAAUAUCAAUAAGCUUUUCAUGAACUAUGGUGUGUCAAUUGAAAAACAAAUAGUGCCUAGCUUAGAUAACCACAGCUCAUUGUUCAAAUGAUCUUAACAUUGUUAUAGGUAAUAUCAUAAAUAAAUUAGUUAAACGAUAGAAUGUAAAGCAUUUCUUUGAAAUAAAUUAUAUGAAUUGAA
Messenger RNA from Nymphalis io (European peacock), 6542 nucleotides. It is a transcript of the gene Nhe2, whose product is annotated as sodium/hydrogen exchanger 3. The record is from RefSeq and is a predicted model, not a curated record. The coding region runs from base 355 to 3684 and encodes 1109 amino acids. Gene Ontology annotation, molecular function: sodium:proton antiporter activity. The transcript is spliced from 19 exons. Lineage: Eukaryota; Metazoa; Arthropoda; Insecta; Lepidoptera; Nymphalidae. Gene Ontology annotation, biological process: regulation of pH; proton transmembrane transport; sodium ion transport. Gene Ontology annotation, cellular component: membrane.